This is a messenger RNA of Megalops cyprinoides (Indo-Pacific tarpon), 2240 nucleotides long. It is a transcript of the gene dcp1b, whose product is annotated as decapping mRNA 1B. The transcript has 9 exons. Lineage: Eukaryota; Metazoa; Chordata; Actinopteri; Elopiformes; Megalopidae. Bases 212 to 1804 code for a protein of 530 amino acids. Gene Ontology annotation, molecular function: mRNA binding; enzyme activator activity. The record is from RefSeq and is a predicted model, not a curated record. Gene Ontology annotation, biological process: deadenylation-independent decapping of nuclear-transcribed mRNA; positive regulation of catalytic activity; deadenylation-dependent decapping of nuclear-transcribed mRNA. Gene Ontology annotation, cellular component: P-body.
ACAUGGCUUCUGUCAGAGGUACGGAUAGCCAGCCAAAAUAGUUAGCCAACAACGAAAGGGUUGUUUUUCUUUCGGUUUAACUUCGUUGUUCAACUUUUAAAUCAUUAUUAAUAAGCAGCCGGUUAUCUGGAGAUGCUUUGUUGGUCUUGAUCAUUUAGCUCGGCACCAUUGUAGUUGGUCUCCGCGUUAGUUAAAACUGAAGAAGGGGACAAUGACUGCGAGUACGGCCGGAACAGGUACCUGUCUUGCCGCAAAAGGUUUGGACAUCAGUCUUGCCGCUUUGCAGAGACAAGAUCCUUACAUCAACAACAUAGUAGACGUCGCUAGUCAAGUGGCUUUGUACACCUUCAGCAGCAGAGCAAAUGAAUGGGAGAAGACGGAUGUGGAAGGAACAUUAUUUGUGUACACAAGGUUAGCCUCUCCCAGGCAUGGCUUCACCAUCAUGAACCGCCUGAGCAUGGACAACCUGACUGAACCCAUCACCAAGGACCUGGACUUCCAGUUGCAGGACCCCUUCCUGCUCUACAGGAAUGCCCGCUUGACCAUCUAUGGGAUCUGGUUCUACGACAAGGAGGACUGUCUGCGCAUCGCCACGCUCAUGAAGAAUCUGACCACCCAGGAGCAGCUGUUAGCCCAGCAGGGCGGCGCCGUUUCCCCCAGAGCCCUCCACAACGAGGACAGCAAGGCGGUCGACAUCCUGCACAUGCUGACCAAAGCCAGAAACGAGUAUGACAAGGGAAAGCCCAGCUCCGAGCCCAAGGAGAUCGCCAGCAGCAGCCUGCUCUACAACAACCCCAACCUGAUCAAGCCGAUUCCAGUCAAGCCGUUAGAGAGGCAGCAGAGUCCCCAGCAUCCCGCGCAGGUACACCAGGUGUGCCAAGUAUCCCAGGACAGUGACCCGGAGCCCAGGCACCUCUCAGUAGCUGCACUUUUUGGGGCGCAGUCUCACCCGGAACACAUCUCCCCUCAUGUCGGGUCAGGGGGUGUGAAGCCAGUGGGGGUCCGGCCAGCGGUGGCCCGCUCCCUGUCCUAUGAGGAGCCGGUGAGGCUGGGGGGGGUGGGGCCGGUUUCGGAGAGCCCCCCUCAGCACUGCCCGGCCAUCCAGAAGCUGAUGAGCGGGCAGAGAGGGGCGGAGCUCCUGCAGCCUGUGUCCGAGUCCCCUGAGAACCGGCUGUGUGAGAACGGGGGUCACCCCGCCGCACACCACCACUGCCAGGGCCGGGACCCCCUGCAGAGACUGUUCCACCCCGCGCCGGCCGCACCCUGCUGCUCCCAGCAGCCCCCCCUGCUGCACGGCCUCCAGCCGGCCCCGCCCGACCCCGCCCACCCGGCCAAGCCCCUGUUCCUGAGCCCUGCCAAGCCCCCCCAGCCCACGGGUGUGGUCUCCCCCCACGAGCUGCUGCAGCGGCUGCAGCUGGUGCAGCAGGAGCAGGCCCUGGCCCCCGAGCCGGUCCGCCCCACCCUCGCCCCCCGCUUCCAGGACCCCGUCCUGCAGCCCCACCCACACCACCUGCCCGCCAAUCCCGGCCUGAUGGCGUCGGACAAGCCACACCCCCUGUUCCAGGGUGUCUCUCCGCAGCGAGUCCCCGUCACGGUGGCCCCCUCCCUCCUCAUGUCCCCCAUGGUCUUCACCCAAACCAAGCCAGCCAAAAGCCCCCCUCCUGCCGAGGACCCCAGAACCCUGACCAAAAGCCAGCUCCAGGCCACCCUGCUGCACCUCAUCCAGAAUGAUGCGGCUUUCCUGGAUACCAUCUAUAAGGCUUACAUCUCCGGCUUCAAAGACUCAGUUACGAAAAAGCUGUAACCCCCUCAUCUCGGGGGUAAGGCAGUACAAUCAUUUGUAAAUGAGUCCACUUGCUGAUCUGGUAGAAUGGCCUUCCGUGUGUGAGUACCAGUAUACAGAAACUUUUAUCAAAAUCAGGCUUUACGGCGCUCAAACAUUUUGAAGUUUUUUUUAAGGGUUUGGUUUUAUGCUGAUGGUAAUUAAGCACUGAAAUUGAAGUGAGAAGCGUAGGAAUUUGCAGUGGCAGCUGUUUUUCAUUUCUGUCCUUUGCGUUUAUUUAAGACUGAGAUGUCUUAAAGUCCUCUGCCUCUGAAGUCUUACAGAGCGUUAGCUGAUUGCCCGCUCCUCUUUCCUGUGGCUGAGACGCGUCAAUGUGCUCAGGUGCGUCAGUGACUGAGGCGUGUCAGUGUGUAGAAGUGCAUCAUUGAGUGGAGUGUGUCAGUGUGACUGAGGUGUG